Messenger RNA from Phodopus roborovskii (desert hamster), 2278 nucleotides. RefSeq names its product activating transcription factor 1 (gene Atf1). NCBI's taxonomy places the organism in Eukaryota, Metazoa, Chordata, Mammalia, Rodentia, Cricetidae. Gene Ontology annotation, biological process: regulation of transcription by RNA polymerase II. The record is from RefSeq and is a predicted model, not a curated record. Gene Ontology annotation, cellular component: ATF4-CREB1 transcription factor complex; nucleus. Gene Ontology annotation, molecular function: DNA-binding transcription factor activity, RNA polymerase II-specific; RNA polymerase II cis-regulatory region sequence-specific DNA binding; protein binding. The transcript has 7 exons. The coding region runs from base 248 to 1057 and encodes 269 amino acids.
CUCCCUCCCCAGCCCCCGGCCUGCGGCCGAUCAUGCCGCCAGAGACGCCCCUCGCGGCCGGGAAACGGUAGCCCGGGACGGUUGGCUCUCGUUACUCCUCUUCUCUCCGCCCCGCCGAACCCCAGGGAGAAGCGCCACCCCGCCGCCGUCUGCGGCUAGGACGCAAAGAGCGAAGUCGGCGCCGCCUGGGACGGGGGGAGUGGAAGUUCCCGCCCCGGGCAGCGGCCAGGCGGCUCCGCAGCUGAUUAUGGAAGAUUCCCACAAGAGUAAUACUCCAGAGACUGCACCUCAGCCUGGCUCAACAGUUCAGGGGACUCACAUUUCUCAGAUAGCCCAUCAGGUGUCAUCUUUAUCAGAAAGUGAGGAGUCUCAGGACUCAUCUGACAGCAUAGGCUCCUCACAGAAGGCUCACGGGAUCCUGGCCCGGCGCCCAUCUUACAGAAAAAUUUUGAAAGACCUCUCUUCUGAAGAUAUACGGAGCAGAAAAGGAGACGGAGAAAAUCCUGGCAUUUCUGCUGUCACUUCUAUGUCUGUUCCAACUCCCAUCUAUCAGACCAGCAGCGGACAGUACAUUGCCAUUGCCCCCAACGGAGCCUUACAGUUGGCCAGUCCAGGUACAGAUGGAGUCCAGGGACUGCAGACAUUAACCAUGACAAAUUCAGGCAAUACUCAACAGGGUACAAUCCUCCAGUAUGCGCAGACUUCAGACGGACAACAGAUCCUCGUCCCAAGUAACCAGGUGGUUGUGCAGACUGCAUCUGGAGAUAUGCAGACCUAUCAGAUCCGCACCACACCAUCGGCCACUUCACUGCCACAGACUGUGGUGAUGACUUCUCCUGUGACUCUUACGUCUCAGACAACAAAGACAGAUGACCCCCAACUGAAAAGGGAAAUACGGCUGAUGAAGAACAGAGAAGCUGCCCGAGAGUGCCGCAGAAAGAAGAAAGAGUACGUGAAAUGCCUGGAGAACCGUGUGGCCGUUCUGGAAAAUCAAAAUAAAACUCUCAUAGAAGAACUAAAAACUCUGAAGGAUCUUUAUUCUCAUAAAAGUGUUUGAUUCUUUAAAGAGAAAGUAUUUUUUAUGGACUUGCUUAAAAAUUAGGUGGAUUUAUUUUUUAGUGGAGUUUUAUAAAUUCAAAGGUCAAAGAAGCUACUUUGUAUUAGAUUUUACAGUGCGAAGGUGACAGAGGGUGAGUGGGAAUGUGGCCAUGUGGAAGCUGCCGACACAGCUGGAAGCUGGGGGAAAGUGCUCAAGGGACGGACUUCGGCAGUUUUACAAUCCAACCAAGAGUGGCCAACAGCGUUGGUAAAGCAGUCAAUUCCCACUGUUUCUAUUUCUUACUGUUGAGAGUGUGUGUGUGUGUGUGUGUGUGUGUGUGUGUGUGUGUGUGUGUGUGUGUGUGUGUGUUCCUGCCAAUAAAUUCUAAAUUACAAAUAUAAAAGAAAGCAUAAUACAUUACUAAGUAUGUAAAUUAUGUGGUCUGAUUGUUCCUUGUCAUGUUGUCAGCUGUGUUAAAUGAGUUGUAACAGUUGGUUUUGUUGGACUUGAGGGAUUUUGAGAAGUUUUAAACAGGCGCAGGGCACACAAUCUGAGUAUGGUGAUUUGUAACAUUUUUAUCAGAAUGGAAAGAAAACUGUCCUGAAGAUUUGACAGUUUAGUUUGUUUUUUGCUUCCAGAAGGUAAGGGCAGUUUCUCACAAGGAUAUAAUAAUUUGUUUGAUUCUCUAACCUGUAUGCAGUUGAAGAGCAUUGCUUGUGCUUUAACAGAAUGAAGUGUUUACAGAAGCCCUUAAGGUAACUUAAAUAACCUGAAGAUGCAUACCAAAGCUUCCCAGAGGAUUGAUAAUCAUCUUCCUGUAGUUUGUCAGGUUCUAAAAUAGUUAUUGAGGCAAUUUUACAUUGAGACUAUUUUGUAAUGUAGCCAAUGGUACCUUUAUCAGAGAAGUGACUGCCGAUAUAUUUUUAUAGUGAAUCUUUAUAAAUUCUAAUGUUGAGUUUUUAAUGAUUAUUUUAAAUGUUUAUAUAGUUUAGUAAAAAAAAUAAUUUGUAUCUCAAAUUAUCAUUUUUAUAUUACGAGAAGAGUAAAGUUUUCAAUUGGCUGAUAUCUGAAUUGUACUUUUUCUAUGAAGUUUAUCUAAAGUUCAAGCUGUGGUCAGUACACCAGUGUUUAACCUCUGUAUUCUAACCUGUAUACACUUUGAAACUGUACUGCAAAACUGUUGUGUGCCUAUAUAGUAUGUUUCAUAUUGUCUAUGAAAUUAAAGAAUAUUUGAUAAGA